This is a messenger RNA of Encephalitozoon romaleae SJ-2008, 222 nucleotides long. RefSeq lists its product as hypothetical. Bases 1 to 222 code for a protein of 73 amino acids. The transcript has a single exon. Lineage: Eukaryota; Fungi; Microsporidia; Unikaryonidae. The record is from RefSeq and is a predicted model, not a curated record.
AUGGGAAAAGCAAGAAAGGCCUAUGAACUAGAGAUCACGAAGAUAUUGGCCAAAACCAUGCAAAGCAGCUAUAGGAAAAAACAGGUUGAAGAGCUUGUUUCAAGGAUUCUUCAGAAAAUACAGUGCAUUAUCGGGCCCGCCAAAACCCAUGAAGAAAUAGAAGCUUUGAAGGCCGAGUUCAUGGCAUUGAAGCAAGAGGCAUACUCUCUUAUGAAAUCCUAA